GAAUUCCUGAAAGCUGUCAACGGUCCAGACAGCGAUUUACGAAAAAUAAUAUUGAGGGACCACGAGAAAGCUCUUGUUUCAACUGGUCCCCGACUCAUCAACGAAUCGCACAAAUCCCGUCAAGUUACAGACACCGAAGAAACGAGAGAAUUGAGUUCAGUAAGGCCUGACGGACGCAUUGUCACGGAAACCCAAAGGACGACCGAACACGAGGAGGUAAACGAUGACGAACUACCCGAAGAUGCACCCGACGUAAACGAACAUAAAGAAUCGCAUGAAAGGUAUUUCAAGGGACGUGAACAGGAAGACGUGGAAUACCUCAGGAACGGAGUGCGUGUGGGUCACGAAAUGAGGUACAGGACGGAAAACACUGAGGCAGAAAGAUAUGGAAACGGCUUGGACGAACCUGAUUACGAUUCCCUUCAAGCGAGGACCAGGAGGAGGCAGAACCAGAGAGUACCGGAAUUUUUUAUACUGCCACUACUACGCCUUAAGNCCCCCUUAGACAGAAAAGACGCUUUAACACGAAAGCCUCUCGAUUUCGACCAGGAGGAGGAAACGAGGAAACUCGAAACGUCCAAGUGGUUAGAGAAUCACUUUGGCAGUGACUCCCGUUCGUCUCACGAAUCGCUGGACGACGACGAUGACGACGACGACGACGACGACGAUUUCAACCCCCAAGCCGAACCUAUGCCCCCUCGCACUAACUAUUUUAACGUCACCAUCAAAUCACAACCAUCCCUCCAAACGAACUGUGUCGGUAAAAUUAAUGGACUUAGCAACGGUAUACCGAAACGUUCUGUUUCACCCCCUAAAGUCGGUAGAAUUAUCGAGGAGCAGAGGAAUAAUUGCACUACUACUAACGGAUAUUAUAAAGGUAUAGAAGAAUGGUCCAAUCGGAACAACGGAUACAGCCGAGAGAGAAUAAUCUACCCCUCCGCCCACGAUUCCCCUUCGCCAAUACGGGAGUCUCGACCAAUCGCAUCUACUUACUGCGAUCACUACGGGCGACCAUCCCCACCCCGCGACUACAGCAGCAGUCCCGCCCGCGAAUACCGGCGCCAAUCACCGCCUCGAGAAUACCACUCCUCCCCCGUGCGAAACUAUCGCAGUCCCUCUCCGAUUCGAGAGUACCGUGACUACGGACCCCCCUCUCCGAAACCGUACAAGGCCUCCCCCGCCCCUAACUACAGAAGUACGACUCCCACGCCUCCCCAACGAAAAAAAACUUCUGCGGAUAAACUAUACCGUUCCGAUAAAUACGAACGAUAUCGGACAGCUUCCAGAGAAGACUUGACGGAAGAACAACCUCUUGAAGAACCACCGCCGGAUUAUCCACCAACAAGUCCCCCAAGGGAAAGUUCACCGGGGAAAAAGCAUCAGAAAACGAGGUUUGCCGCUGAACCAAUUCGCGAGAAGAGCAGGGAGAAAAGUGGAAAUAUAAUUGGUCAGUCAAUUCGAAAACUGGUUGGAAAAAUCCGAUCAGCAAGCGCUGAACGUAAAGCGAAGCAACAACAGAGGGCGGCACAGAAACAAAGGUCACCGUCACCGUCGUACCAAAAGGGCCACAUCAUCGACACGAACAUUAGCGACAGCUCUCCGAUGAAUAGGCGAAGAGAGAGGGACGAUUCGGGAAGGAGGGGCGGUUCGCCGGUUCAUCGGUACUACUUGGGCGAAGACCCGUUUGGUGGUAGCAUUUACGGAAGGGAGAAUAAGUACGAUGGAGUGAAGGGGAGUUCCGGGAGGUCACCCAGAAAAUACCAACAACACCAUGGGAAUGGAGAAAACGAGAAUGACUACAG
Agrilus planipennis (emerald ash borer) is the source of this 1802-nucleotide messenger RNA. RefSeq lists its product as uncharacterized. NCBI's taxonomy places the organism in Eukaryota, Metazoa, Arthropoda, Insecta, Coleoptera, Buprestidae. The record is from RefSeq and is a predicted model, not a curated record.